AAAAACAAGAAAAAGAAACGGACCCUUUGCAUGACAGAAAAAGAAACACUGGGGUUUUCUUCAUUUCCUUUCCCUCUGCACCCAAAGCCUCACCUUCAUUGAUUUUGUGUUCAACCUCUUUAUCUACAGCUGAGAAUUUGCAAUUGGUUCUCAUUGCAUUGUCUUGAACUACCGGUGACUUUGGGCAUCUAUGGCUGGAAUUGAGCAACACGAGGCAAGUGAUUGUGCUUCAUCUCUGAUAGAUCAGCUUUAUAAGGCGGUUCAUGAACUUGAAGCUUUCAAGGAUGAUUCAGAGAACAAGGUUCAUUGGACAGAAAUCGAACCAUAUUUCCACUAUCUCCAGGCGAAGUUAAAGAAGAAAUCGGAGGAGCUAGAAACUAAGGAGAAGGAAUACGAGGUGAAGGAAGCUGAAUCUCUUGCAUUGAUUGUUGAGAAGGAGGCAAUUGUUGCUGCUAAGGAACAAGAUUACUUAGACCGUGUCCAGGAGCUGAAAGAUGCUGCUGUUGCUAUCAUUGCUGAGGCACGUGCAAAUUUCCAGUCAACGAUUGCAUAUUCUCUUGAUGCUGGGGAAAACGAAGACACCAAGGUAAGCAGUUCUGUUGGUGAUAAAAACUCCCCUGAUGAGGACUUUCCUUGUAAAACAAGUGAAAAUACUGAAAACAUGGCUGCCAUUGUUAAGCCAUGUCCAGAGCUGACAAACUUUAGUGAGCAAAUGAAUGCAAAAGGACUUCGGAAUUUCAUAACAGCGAAUCUGAAAUUUCUUAAUGACAUUUGUCGGGAACAUCCCCUUGCACUUGAAAGUGCAAGCGAACCAGCCCGUUUGGUGCUGAAUUCACUGGAGGGGUUUUACCCUCCGGAUGAAACAACUCAAACGGUGGAUAAGACGGAUGCCUCCCUUCAGGGCAUGCGCAAGUCCUGUGUCGUCUUAUUAGAAGCCAUGGCUAGCUUUUUGGCCAAAUUUGACCCCGACAAUACUCACCUUUUGAACCCUGAAAUCAAGCUGCUAGCCAAGGCAAUUGCUGAUGAGUGGAAACCUAAGUUGUCUAAUGCAGGCAGUGGGGCUGCCAUUGACAAUUCAUUGGAAGUUGAAGCAUUUUUGCAGCUCCUUGCUGCUUUUAAGAUCGCUUCGGAGUUUGAGAAAGAACAACUCUGCAAGCUUGUUUUUGUAGUUGCUCACAGCCGGCAGGCACCUGAGCUUUGCUGUUCCCUUGGAUUAACACCGAAAAUGCCAGGUCUUGUUGAGUUAUUGAUUAACAGCGGGAGACAAGUCGAUGCAGUACGAUUUAUUCAUGCAUUCCAGCUUACCGAAAGGUUUCCUCCUGUGCCCCUCCUGAAGAUGUUCUUGAAAGAUUUGCGGAGAAACUCACAAGGGAAGGGCGGGGGCUCUCGUGGUGCUGAUGGUUCACAGGAUGACAUAAAUGCACGAGAACUUGCUGCCUUGAAAGCCGUAGUAAGAUGUGUUCAGGACUAUGGUCUAGAAUCAGAUUACUCCCUUGAUCCACUCCAGAAAAGGUUGGCUCAACUCGAGAAAGCAAAAGCAGACUCUAAGAAAAGAGGGGGAGAUUCCAGUAAAUAUCACCCACGGAAGAAAUCAAGACCCAACAGUGGAUUUCGAGGAUUUCGGGGACCUCCAGGUAGGCUAGCUCCACCGGUUUACAGCCAAAGAACUGCCUUUACAGGGAUGCCAGAAAGGUAUACUCAUGCCGGUCCAAACCCCUGCAGUUAUCAAGUCCCGAACCAACCGUCCUACACCCCUCAAGCCAAUGAUCAAAGAUUAUACUACUAUACUCAAGAUGACAAAAUUCGGACGCCGUCAUACAAUGCAGCUACAUCUAACUAUGGAAGCUACAGUGGCGGCGGAUUGCAACCAUCACAGCAGCCAUUUAUGUAGUUUUUUUGUUGUUGUUAAUAUUAAAGUUCACCAUAGAUGCAUGAUCAGUUCAUCAAAGAUUUUUUCCCCC
Molecule: messenger RNA, 1961 nt
Organism: Hibiscus syriacus
Lineage: Eukaryota; Viridiplantae; Streptophyta; Magnoliopsida; Malvales; Malvaceae
Product: FRIGIDA-like protein 3
Exons: 4
Coding region: 191-1891 (566 amino acids)
Source: RefSeq, a predicted model, not a curated record